Messenger RNA from Caenorhabditis sp. 36 PRJEB53466, 3144 nucleotides. Lineage: Eukaryota; Metazoa; Nematoda; Chromadorea; Rhabditida; Rhabditidae. The record is from the annotation of a GenBank genome assembly.
AUGAAUCUCAAUAUCAGCGUUCUCUUUUGUAUCUUGUGUCUUCUGAGUCGCGCCGUUUCACCUGCCGAGGACGAAGAAGAAGCGGCUCUCAAACUGCUCGCUUCUUUUGACAUCGACUAUAUCAGCGGAAUGAAAGAGUGUGAGUUGCGAGCUCGACCCGAAACUAUUCGGAAACUUCAGUGAGUACUCUCGGAUUGUGGUGGAAGAUCGGACGGAUGAGAUCGCGGUCAAAAUCGGAAUUCUCGCUACCUACUUUCGAGUUUUGAAGAGACUCGUCGCGUGGGGACUGGAAGAGAACGGGUAAAAUGAGCGGAAUGUACGGAAUUCUACGACCAGAGUCAGAUUUGAGCAUUUGUAUCCGACUCCCGCGUACGAUUUCGACGUGAGUUUGGGCAGUGAGUGCAAGUACGGACUGGAGAAGUGUUUGGACACGAUGAUGAAUAAUAUUAGUGGAAUGCAACCGUGGAUUCUACAGGACAACGUUGAGAUGGAGUCAGUUUCAAGACAAAAGCAAAUUUUUCUCGAAAUUAUUGAACAGCGAGCCGAACGGCACGUGUCGGCCGCGAAAUUUCGCAUUUUUGAGGAUAUCGCGUAAAGCCUAGCACAUUGGCUCCGUAUCGCAAAAGCUCUUAAGACACUAAGAUUAUCGUUACGCAGUAAUUUAGGGCGGAAAAUUCCACUAAUUUAUGUUGAAACGCACUUGAAAAAUGAUAAAAGUAUUCAGUGAGCUGGCUUUGGACAAAAUGAUCGACAACCAGCGCAUCGGAAUGGAGAUAUCCGCAUCUCAGGUGAGAGAAACGAACGCAUCUGCAUGGGGGAAUGGGCUAAAAAGAAAAAGAAUGCUCAGAAGUUGCAGAACGACCCGCCGUAGUGUAUACAAGUGGUUUUGUGAGGUACGAAAAGCUUGAAUUCAACCGACUGACAAGAUGUUUUGAAUUGAAAAAUGAUUCAUUCUUUUGUGAGAGUUCCGAAAAUGUGAUGUGGCAAGCUUUUGAUGAUUCAAUAUCGACAAAGUCUCUUUUCUAGUCGCAUUUCUGUCAUGCUGUCCUGGAGCUAGUGAGAAAUGCGCAAAUGUAAGCCUACUAUUUAUUUACAACAACGUAGUCGACUCGACGCCCCAAAAAACAAGGCCUCCGCCGUGGAAAGUGUGGGUGGUGGGGGAGAGUGGGAGGAGAGAGCGUUCAAGACGAGGAGCGCGCAGACAUCCGAACCAUCCGCAGUGGCGGUGGCACAUGGCAAGCAAGCGGACGACGCGUUCAGGGCACACAAAAGAGGGGAAGGGGGACAAAAAAGGACCACUGUACAGGUAGCGGACGGGAGAAGGAGAGAGAUAGAGCGGGAGUCAUUAGGAGAUGAUGGACUGUAGUUGAUUGGCGUGGGAGAGGAAAGGAACGAGAAAAAGUGGAAGGAAGCGGAGAAGAAAGGAAGAGAAGGAGGAGAAGAAGAAGCGGCAUUUGAUUAAAUGAAAGGAGACGAAACGGAAAGAUCCGAUAAGUCUUGAGGGCGCGGGAGAGGGGAUAAUGGAGAGACACGAAGAAGACGAAAGGUGAUAACGGUGAUAAGUGAGGGCAUGUUUUACGCCCGAAAAAAGACAAUUAAUUGAGAUGCGUGCGAUCUUUUGUUCAUGUUGAAUUCAGAUCCUCUGCUAUCUGACCAACUCCAGAAUAAAAGCCUUCGAGCACAUCCCUUACUGCUCUUACCGUAUUCAACCACCUCAUUCCAAGCCAAUUGUAAAAAGACACGCUUUAUGUCUUCCUUCAUGAAGUCUGUUUCAUAGAUUUGGACGGGCGAAAUCUUCUCCACGUGGAGUACUAACCCAAUCAUCGACGAGUUCAUCGGAAAGCCGUACGAGUGUGCCACAGAAAGGUACAGUAGUCAUUCCAUCCAUCACUUAAUGAUUCCCGUUUUGUUCUCCAGUUUCUGUCCGGAUCCGUGCUGUUCCCGCGUGCCGUCCGUCGUCCGUUCGUCUCCGAAAUACGCGCAUCUCUGCAAGAUGAACACGUGUCAGAAGCAUUCAACUUGCCUCGUCAAGGUUCGAAAUCACUUACAUCUCUGUCAUUUUUCCGUUUGUUUUCGCAUUUCAGCAUUUCGAGAAUGACGAUUUGUCCAAAUUGCGACUCAACCAGUUCAAUAUCAACUGUGGCUGCGACGUAAGUUUCGUGCUCUUUCUGAAAUCGAAAAAUUGAAAUAACGGGUGCUAUUUACUGUCACUCCUAUUCAAGAUCGGGACAGUUCAAAGUGAAGGCGCUCUGUUGAGAAACCCAUUUUUUUUCUCAUCGCAGGAGCCUAAUUUUUCAGCCGUGAAACGAAAAAAGAGUUUCAGUUGUUUUUCAUAUAAAUUCUGGAAAAAUUUUCUCACCGGGCUAGAGAUCACAAUUUCAACAGAGCGUAUUCACUUUGAGAUGCUCCAAGAGGCGCAUUCUUGUAAAUUUCGUGGCCUAAAUUUCACGUGGUAUUUUUGAAGAAUGCGAUGGAGCGAAAUAGCAAAACAUUUGUGUCGACAAUACAGGAAAAGUUUAGCGAGUCACAUGUUAUACUUUGAAGCUGCGAAGUGCGCUGAAACUGAGCAAACAAACGACGAACUUGAUUAGAAGGAAACACGCAAAACAAAUGAUGAAUAAUGUGUGUUUGAAGCGGUUGCCACGACAACAAACUUGAGUACGCGUGAGCCACCCUGUAGAAAGAGAGCGAGAAACAUUAUAGAAAACGCGGAGACGAAUUGAUUGUAAUCAGUCCUCCGAAAUUGCGAAAUUACCGUAGUUGGCGGCGAGCGCCUUCGCAAACAUUCUCCUUCUGAUAACAUGAAAAACACGUCACGCGACGGCUGCUUCUCGUGCCGUUCUGUCUCAAGGACACGCGUCGGACAGGACGAAAGAAAGAACAAACAUCUGAAUGUGUCUUUUUCUUCAGAAACCCGGCACCAUCUACCGUCCCGACAUCGGCGCCUGCGUCAAUCACAAUCCGUGCACAAAGCAGUCACUGUGUCGGGAAUACGGUCAGGAAUGCGUGAACACUGCUUCCGGACACAAGUGCAUCUGCCAACUUGGCUACUUCCGGAAUGGCUCCAACUCGUGUGCUCCGCUCCAAAUCUCGCCUCCUCCAUAUCACGGAUUCGCCCUUUCGGAAUCUAUGGAUGAAUUAUAA